Molecule: messenger RNA, 1198 nt
Organism: Micromonas pusilla CCMP1545
Lineage: Eukaryota; Viridiplantae; Chlorophyta; Mamiellophyceae; Mamiellales; Mamiellaceae
Product: ribokinase kinase
Exons: 2
Coding region: 1-1167 (388 amino acids)
Molecular function (GO): kinase activity
Source: RefSeq, a predicted model, not a curated record
AUGUCGAACCCUCCAGCCCGAUCGCCCCCCCCCGACGUCGUCGCGCUGCAGCCGCUGGCCGUUAUCGACCACUCCGUCGUCGUCGACGACGCGUUCCUUCGCUCCGUCGACGGCGAGAUCGGCGGAUCCUCGCGCGUCGGCGUCGAGGAGUUGGAGCGCAUCUUGGAGCGCGCGGGCGGCGCGCAUCGGACGCGCGCGGGCGGGAGCGCGGCGAACACCGCGCGCGCGCUCGCGACGGGGUUCCGCGUGAGCUGCGCGCUCCUCGGCGCGGUCGGCGGCGACGACUGGGGCGCCGUCUUCGCGCGCGAGAUGAGAGACGCGGGCGUGUCGGUCGACCAUCUGACGACCAAGCCAGGGCUCUCGUUCACCGGCCGGUGCGCGUGCCUCGUGGACGCCGAGACGGGCCAGCGCACGAUGCGCGCGUCGCUUCAAGACGCGGUCAGGCUCACCCCGGAGGAGGUCCGCCCGGGGUCGUUCGUCGGGGUCAAGUGGGCGAUCGUGAACGGGUACGCGUUCUACGGCGAAGGGCUGGCGGACGCGGCGGUGGACGCCGCGGCGACCGCGAAGUGUAAGGCGCGUUCUACUGUCGCGAUGCACCUCGCGUCGUUCGAGGUCGUCAGGCAUCACAGGGACGCGCUGAUGCGAUUGUUGAGGAGCGGGAAGAUCGACGCGGUGUUCGCGAACGAGGAGGAAGCGCGCGAGCUCCUCCCGGGGGAAGACGACGGCGGCGGCGGCGGCGGCGGCGGCGACGGCGGCGGCGGCGACGGCGACGGCGUCGCGUCGCGAUUGGACGCGCCGCCGUCGGCGAGCGUCGCGUCGCGAUUAGACGCGCUCGCGUCGACGUGCGACAUCGCCGUGAUCACGCUCGGCGACCGCGGCUGCGUCGCCGCGCGCGGCGCCGAGCGCGUCCGCGUUUCCGCGUUCGGGCUGAUGCCUUGCGGCAGCGGCGUCCGCGGCAGCCGGUCGGUCGUGGAUACUACCGGCGCGGGAGAUUUGUUUUCCGCCGGUUUCAUCUACGGCUUGCUGCGAGGCGAGAGCCUUCAUCGGUGCUGCGAGCGCGGGAACCUGUGCGGCGCCGCGGUCGUCGGAGAGCUCGGCGGGGAGGUCAGCGAGAAAGGGUGGGCGUGGGUCCGCGUGCGAGAGCGAGAGCGUAUUCUGCUAGACUAGGUAUAAGAUUGUCGUCGUCGCCUGUCUAUCG